CCCGGAAGGAUUACUCCGCAGUACAUGCUAGGCGCUGCUAGCGGAAGAAAAACAGAAGCCUUUUGAACAUGGCAGAGACUCACAGCUUGCAGGACAUGAGGCAGCAGGCGGCCAUUGCUGCCAAAGUCUUCAUCCAGAGGGAUUAUACCAACGGCACCGUUUGCCAGUUCCAAACCAAGUUUCCCUCCGAGCUGGAGACCAGGAUUGACAAACAGCAGUUUGAGGAGACAGUACGGACUCUGAAUAACCUGUACGCUGAGGCUGAGAAGCUGGGCAGCCAGUCUUACCUGGAGGGUUGUCUGGCUUGCCUCACGGCGUACACCAUCUUCCUGUGCAUGGAGACUCACUAUGAGAAGGUUUUGAAGAAGAUUGCAAAGUACAUCCAGGAGCAGAACGACAAGAUCUACGCCCCACGAGGCCUCCUGCUCACCGAUCCCAUAGAGAGAGGCCUGCGAGUCAUCGAAAUCACCAUCUUUGAAGACAGGAGCCUGGGUAGAUAAAAGCCGCCAUGCGCCAGGGCAAGAAUACUGCUGUUUGCCUUUUAAAAGCCCACAUCCAUGGAAGCCUCCUUCUCCUAUCCCCUUUUGGCCCCCAUCGUGGCUGAAGGCCUGGUUCGUCUCCGAGGGGCUUUGCAUUUGUCUGGGAGGCUCCCAGGUGAGCGGCUGAACAGUAUGAUGGAUCAGCCUCUAGUGAGAUGACUUCAGACGGCACUGCAGGAAAAACAGACCUGGCCUUGCACAGCUCCCGGCUGCUGAGAAGUCAUUUAGAAGCAGAUGGUGCCAAGUCGGUGUCCUGGCUUCUCUUCCAAAAGACUUUCUGCCCCCUAUAAGGCGCCGUUUGGCUCCGAGAACCAGCUCACCGCCUGGCCACAGCAGGCCAACAAACCUGUAAAUUAGGCUAGACAUACGACAGUAUUCUCUGUCAGUGGGGGUUGUUGGAGAAGGUAUAUGAAGAAAUCCGUUCAUCAUUUGUUCUGUGAGUUUCUUUUCAAUGUCUGACGUUAGCUUUUAGCUCACCUGUGAAGAGCAUAUUUUAUUUGCCAAAAUAAUUAAUACAACUUUUUCCCAGAAACAUGUUUCCCAAUAUUUUUAUUUUCAAUUAUAUAUUUCAUGUUUAGAAACAAAAAUAUUCAAAAAUAUGAGCAGAUUUCACACCAUGUUCACUCACUUAUUCAGUGUUGUUUUUCCAUUUUCUUUUUUUUUUCACAGUCUUCAUUGCCUUUAUAAGUUUGGUCAGUCAGCCAUUGGUUAACUAUCCAGGUUCUACAUUGUGUGGAGCAGCACAAUAAGCAGCCAAUCAGCAGCCUGUUUAGAGAUAUUGUUUUCCAUGAAGGAGCAUCUCUUCUCAUUGUUUGAGAUUAAUGGGUUUUGUACAAGGUCCCUGAUAAAAAUGGAUUAAAUAAAUUGAACUGAACUUUGAUUUUGCUUUUUGAUUUUGAAGUUUGAAAACAGGCCAAGGCAGAAGUCUGUAUAUAUUUGAGGUGUCCAACUGGCCUUGUCUCUACUGUCUCUACUGGCCCGUGUGGUGGGUGACCAUUACUGAUGUUUCUGUCAGUGAUAACUUUGACCACCAGCACCUGGAGUUUGGCUGGUGCUUUGUAAUGCAUGCAACUGGAUUAGUUAUGUAAGCCAGGCCGGCUGCCUGCCUCAUGAAAAUGAGUUUUCAUCAGUAGAACUGUUCUUGAGUUUUGAGAACACCUUGAAACCCAAGCA
Myripristis murdjan (pinecone soldierfish) is the source of this 1712-nucleotide messenger RNA. Its product is annotated as golgin subfamily A member 7. The transcript has 6 exons. Gene Ontology annotation, biological process: peptidyl-L-cysteine S-palmitoylation; protein targeting to membrane; Golgi to plasma membrane protein transport. The coding region runs from base 69 to 500 and encodes 143 amino acids. Lineage: Eukaryota; Metazoa; Chordata; Actinopteri; Holocentriformes; Holocentridae. The record is from RefSeq and is a predicted model, not a curated record. Gene Ontology annotation, cellular component: palmitoyltransferase complex; Golgi stack.